Mandrillus leucophaeus (drill) is the source of this 1529-nucleotide messenger RNA. RefSeq names its product protein BTG1-like. Gene Ontology annotation, cellular component: nucleus; cytoplasm. NCBI's taxonomy places the organism in Eukaryota, Metazoa, Chordata, Mammalia, Primates, Cercopithecidae. The transcript is spliced from 2 exons. The record is from RefSeq and is a predicted model, not a curated record. The annotation marks the transcript as partial. Gene Ontology annotation, biological process: negative regulation of mitotic cell cycle; negative regulation of cell population proliferation.
CGGGACCGGUGUGGUCGCGCUGGGUGGCCGCUAACAGUGGCUCCCCGCGAGGCUUUGGGGGCUGGACGGAGGGCGCCCCCUCCCCCCAGCUGGCAAAACGGAGUGGAGAAGAAAACACGCACAACAAAGAAACUUAAGCCCACCGAGGCGGGAGCUGCGGUCCGAGGACCGUCGGCGGAUUUGGGGACAAAGGAGCCGCGGGGCUGGGAACAUUAUAAACAUCACUGGUUCCCAGAAAAGCCAUGCAAGGGAUCGGGUUACCGUUGCAUUCGCAUCAACCAUAAAAUGGAUCCUCUGAUUGGACAGGCAGCACAGCGGAUUGGACUGAGCAGUCAGGAGCUGUUCAGGCUUCUCCCAAGUGAACUCACACUCUGGGUUGACCCCUACGAAGUGUCCUACAGAAUUGGAGAGGAUGGCUCCAUCUGUGUGCUGUAUGAAGCCUCACCAGCAGGAGGUAGCACUCAAAACAGCACCAACGUGCAAAUGGUAGACAGCCGAAUCAGCUGUAAGGAGGAACUUCUCUUGGGCAGAACGAGCCCUUCCAAAAACUACAAUAUGAUGACUGUAUCAGGUUAAGAUAUAGUCUGUGGAUGGAUCAUCUUAUAAUGAUGGAUAAAUUUGAUUUUUGCUUUGGGUGGGCUCCUCUUGGGGAUGGAUUAUGGAAUUUAAACCAUGUCACAGCUGUGAAGAUCUGGCACAAGAUAGAAUGGUAAAAAAAAAAUUUUUUAAGUGACAGUGCCAUAGUUUGGACAGUACCUUUCAAUGAUUAAUUUUAAUAGCCUGUGAGUCCAAGUAAAUGAUCACUUUAUUUGCUAGGGAGGGAAGUCCUAGGGUGGUUUCAGUUUCUCCCAGACAUACCUGAAUUUUUACAUCAGUCCCUUUAAAGAAAAUCUGUAUUUCAAAGAACCUUUCUCUGCAGUAAAUCUCGCAGAGGAAUUUGCACUAUUACACUUGAAAAUUGUUACUGUUAACCUUUUUGGCAGCUCAAUAGGAAAGCUGAACGUUUUAAACAUGGUAGUACUGGAAAUUUUACAAGACUUUUACCUAGCACUUAAAAUAUGUAUAAAUGUACAUAAAGACAAACUAGUAAGCAUGACCUGGGGAAAUGGUCAGACCUUGUAUUGUGUUUUUGGCCUUGAAAGUAGCAAGUGACCAGAAUCUGCCAUGGCAACAGGCUUUAAAAAAGACCCUUAAAAAAGACACUGUCUCAACUGUGGUGGUAGCACCAGCCAGCUCUCUGUACAUUUGCUAGCUUGUAGUUUUCUAAGACUGAGUAAACUUCUUAUUUUUAGAAAGUGGAGGUCUGGUUUGUAACUUUCCUUGUACUUAAUUGGGUAAAAGUCUUUUCCACAAACCACCAUCUAUUUUGUGAACUUUGUUAGUCAUCUUUUAUUUGGUAAAUUAUGAACUGGUGUAAAUUUGUACAGUUCAUGUAUAUUGAUUGUGGCAAAGUUGUACAGAUUUCUAUAUUUUGGAUGAGAAAUUUUUCUUCUCUCUAUAAUAAAUUGUUUCUUAUCUUGGCAUUUUAA